AUGGACACCUCCAACCAACUCCACACCUCCCUAGCGAGCACAACCAUCCCCCUCCCCUCCCUAACCUGGCUCCAAAACCUCGUCUCCUCCCGCGCCACCCCCCUUCCCCCCUUAGCCUCCCUCGUCGCUACCGCCCGCGCCCGUUUACUGGCUUCCGACCUGUGCACACCCGGUCUGCUGGACCAGGCGUAUGCCGCUACUCACGCUUUGCCUGUUUCUCCUUCUGGGCCUGGGGAGACUACGCUGCCCACGGAUGUAGCGGUGCAGGUGUUGGAUAUUGAGGAUAUUUCUCGGUCGAGGUGGGAGCAGGUCGAGGAGUUGGAGGGGUUGGCGCGCGGAGAGGGGACGAGAGGGAGGGAGGUUGUGAGGUUGCCUUUGGGGAGUGAGGUUGAAGGUGAAGGUGAAGGUGAAGGUGAAGGUGAGGGCGAGCGGGGACAGACACAGCAACAACCCCAACAGCAGGGACAAGGACAAGGACAGAGACAGGGUGCGCCAGGACAGGAUAGAGCGGCGACUGCCCGCCCACCAGCCAAAAACGCCAUGCACAAACUCGUCCUACAAGACUGCCGCGGCCAAAAGAUCUACGCCCUCGAGCUCCAACGCAUCGAACGGCUCAGCAAAACACAUAUCGGCGAGAAGAUGAUUCUCCGCGCUGGGACGGUCAUAGCACGCGGGGUGGUCUUGUUGGACCCGGCCAAGUGCGUUUUUCUUGGUGGGAAGGUUGAGGCGUGGCAUCGAGCUUGGGUGGAUGGGCGGUUGGCGAGGUUGAAGGAGGGUGCACGGGAGGAGGGGGAGUAG
Dichotomopilus funicola is the source of this 798-nucleotide messenger RNA. RefSeq lists its product as uncharacterized. NCBI's taxonomy places the organism in Eukaryota, Fungi, Ascomycota, Sordariomycetes, Sordariales, Chaetomiaceae. The transcript has 3 exons. The record is from RefSeq and is a predicted model, not a curated record. Gene Ontology annotation, biological process: resolution of meiotic recombination intermediates; double-strand break repair via homologous recombination. Gene Ontology annotation, cellular component: nuclear body; RecQ family helicase-topoisomerase III complex. Bases 1 to 798 code for a protein of 265 amino acids.